AUGCCUAUGUUUCAGCCUCAGCCUGCAAAAAAAGAUGGGUUUUUAGGGAUUGAGGUUUUAGGAGAUGGGCUUGUGUUAGAUCUUGACACAGAGGCUAAAAAUGGAGUCUUGGAUGAAUUUGGUCAGAAAUUGAGUCUGAAGAAAAUGAUUGAGGAGCUAAAUUUACCCGAAGUCCCUUCAGUUUUCAUCUGCCCAAUUUCUCUUGAACCCAUGCAAGAGCCCGUUACUCUCUGCACCGGCCAAACCUACGAGAAAUCGAACAUCCUCAAAUGGUUCAGCUUAGGUCACUUCACUUGUCCAACCACAAUGCAAGAGCUCUGGGAUUACACCUUAACCCCAAACACUACCCUUAACCAUUUAAUCCUCACUUGGUUCUCCCAAAAGUACAUUCAGGUGAAGAAGAGGUCCCAAGAUGCUCAAGGAAGAGCAAUCGAGCUCUUGAACGCCCUCAAAAAGGUCAAGGGCCAAUCGAGAAUCCAAACCCUUAAGGAGUUGAAACGAGUCGUGGCGAAUCACACGACCUCCCGAAAGACAGUUGUCGAUGAAGGUGGAGUGACAGUUCUUUUAUCUUUACUCGGGCCUUUCACUUCGUAUGCGGUCGGCUCUGAACUCAUCGGGAUUCUCGUGAAUUUGAGCUUAAGUCCCGAAUCGAAGACGAACUUGAUGCAACCCGCGAAGAUAUCGACAGUCGUGGAUAUUCUGAACGAGGGCUCGUUCGAAACUAAGGUCAAUUGUGUACGCUUAAUCAAGACUUUGAUGGAGGAGGAGAAGGCUUUUCGAAAAGACUUCGUCUCGAGCCAUAGGCUUUUGCUUGCUUUAAUGCGGCUAGUGAGGGAUAAAAGAAGCCCGGACGGUCUUUUUCCCGGGCUCGGGCUUUUGAAGCUAAUUAGCAUGCACGAGCAUGUAAGGGGUUUGAUCGUGAGCAUUGGGGCAGUACCCCAAUUAGUCGAAUUAAUACCUUUCUUGAAUAAUAAUAAUUGUAACAAUAAUGCAGAGUGCAUAGAGAUGGUGCUUUUUGUAUUGGAUGUUUUGUGUUCUGUAUCUGAAGGGAGACAAGCUUUGAAGGAUUGUCCCAAUACGAUUCCGAAUUUGGUGAAUUUGUUGGUGAGAAUUUCUGAAAAGUGUACUGAGUACACACUCUCGAUUUUAUGGUCCGUUUGCAGAUUGUGUCCAGAGGAAUGCUCGUCGAGGGCUGUUGAGGCUGGCUUAGCAGCAAAGCUUCUCCUUGUGAUACAGAGUGGCUGCAAGCCUGCGCUCAAGCAACGAGCCUCCGAGCUUUUGAAGCUCUGCAGUUUGAAUUAUUCGGAUACGAUCUUCAUUUCAAAGUGUAAAUUAACAAGGACAAUUCAGUGA
Striga hermonthica is the source of this 1353-nucleotide messenger RNA. The record is from the annotation of a GenBank genome assembly. Lineage: Eukaryota; Viridiplantae; Streptophyta; Magnoliopsida; Lamiales; Orobanchaceae.